CUUAUGGUUCUACACAAUCAACAACUACACUCCUUGAACCUGAUAUUGUUGUAGUCGGUGGAUGUCCUGCCUGUAGAAAAGCUCCCAGUUCAGUAGUACUCAAACACCUCAAUUAAGCAAAAUUGGAGUUGAGGAAAGAAGCAGAAAAGGGAAAACCAGUCGCAAACUAUCUCUAAACAAACCGAAGGUAGUUAACACGCAACGAUCUUGUCCUUGGUCCGCGGGAAUUAAUAAGUAUAAAGGAAACUUGACGAGCAUCUCGGGACCAGACCAUGGAAAGCCUCGGUGCAUCAAUCAUGCCGGCGAAUGAGGAAACCUCGGAUCAGUUAGUGCCUCAGACAGCAGACAACGCUCUGGGAAAGGUGUCUAUGAAUUCGGCGACCAUCAAUGGUUUGCAGAACAAUCUUGCUCUUUCAUCGUUGGAUAAUGAAGAUGAGGCUUGUCCAAGUCCCAUCGGUGAAGAGGAUGUCACAGAAAAUCACAAAUACAGGAGUUUACCCAUAAGGCAAUUUCAUGAGAAGUUUAUGAGAGCUUUUGUCAAUCUGCUGCUGGAAGAAGCAAUUUUCAAGGGGACCUCGAGAAAAAAUCGUGUGGUGGAAUGGAUGGAGCCAACGGCGCUCCAUUCAGCCAUUGAUCUAACGCUCUCUGAUCAAGGAUGCUCGCACGAUAAGCUGUUCUUGUUGGCUCGCAACGUGAUCAAGUACAGCGUGAAAACAGGUCAUCCUCGGUUUGUGAACCAACUGUAUUCCAGCGUAGACCCGUACGGUCUUCUCGGACAAUGGCUGACAGACGCUCUAAAUCCUUCAGUGUACACUUACGAAGUCUCACCAGUGUUCUCCUUGAUGGAGGAAGAAUUGUUGAAAGAGAUGAGAAAGAUAGUUGGUUGGAAGGAUGGUAGAGGCGACGGCAUAUUCUGUCCAGGCGGCUCCAUCGCUAAUGGCUAUGCCAUCAAUCUGGCUCGUUACUACAGGUUUCCACAAUUAAAAGAGUUAGGCAUGUCCAGUGCUGGCAGACUGAUAGUUUUCACUUCGCAGGAUGCUCAUUAUUCGGUUAAGAAACUCAGUGCAUUCUUGGGAAUAGGAAACAGCAAUGUCUAUGAGGUGAAGACAAAUUCCAAUGGCAAGAUGUCUAUCACAGAUCUGAAGGUUCAGAUUGAUCAAGUCAUCAGCGAAGGUGCUAUUCCUCUGAUGGUCUCUGCUACAGCUGGAACAACUGUCUUGGGAGCUUACGACCCUCUGAAAGAUAUAGCAGCCAUCUGCAAGAAGCAUAAUAUGUGGUUUCAUGUAGAUGCAGCUUGGGGUGGAGGAGCAUUGAUGUCUAAAACUUACAGACACCGUCUGGAUGGUAUUGAGCUGGCAGAUUCUGUUACCUGGAACCCUCACAAGUUGCUUGCUGCGCCACAACAAUGUUCAACACUGCUAUUACGCCAUCAAGGACUCUUGCAGGCUGCACAUGGCUCCAAAGCCAGCUAUCUCUUUCAGCCAGAUAAGUUCUAUGAUACUUCUUACGACAAUGGAGACAAACAUGUGCAGUGUGGUCGAAGGGCAGAUGUAUUGAAAUUCUGGUUCAUGUGGAAGGCAAAGGGCACUCAAGGAUUGGAGAAGCACGUGGAUCGCGUGUUCGAGUUAGCUCAGUAUUUUACUGAUUAUGUGAAACAGAGAGAGGGCUUCAAACUGCUGCUCGAGCCCGAGUGCACUAACGUCUGCUUCUGGUACGUGCCGUUUUCGAAACGUCACUUGAAGGGUGAAGAGUUGUCGAAGGCUCUUCAAAAAAUUGGGCCGACGGUGAAGGAACGCAUGGUCAAGAAGGGAUCGAUGCUGAUCACUUAUCAACCGUUGAGGGAAUUACCGAACUUCUUUAGGCUCGUCCUGCAGAAUUCUGGACUGACGAAAACAGACAUGAGAUUCUUCGCAGAGGAGAUUGAGAGGCUCGCUAGUGACUUAUAGAAGAAUUAUAAAUAAUCUAAGUUAAGGCAAUACGCAGUGAGAAUUAAGAUACUGUGAGAAAGAUACAUCAUGUAAUAAAAAUUAAGAAUAAAGCAUCCUUUCAUAAGUUUUA
Messenger RNA from Megalopta genalis, 2058 nucleotides. It is a transcript of the gene black, whose product is annotated as glutamate decarboxylase-like protein black. Gene Ontology annotation, biological process: carboxylic acid metabolic process. Lineage: Eukaryota; Metazoa; Arthropoda; Insecta; Hymenoptera; Halictidae. Gene Ontology annotation, molecular function: carboxy-lyase activity; pyridoxal phosphate binding. Gene Ontology annotation, cellular component: cytoplasm. The record is from RefSeq and is a predicted model, not a curated record.